Rhodamnia argentea is the source of this 766-nucleotide messenger RNA. RefSeq lists its product as uncharacterized. NCBI's taxonomy places the organism in Eukaryota, Viridiplantae, Streptophyta, Magnoliopsida, Myrtales, Myrtaceae. The transcript has a single exon. Bases 83 to 616 code for a protein of 177 amino acids. The record is from RefSeq and is a predicted model, not a curated record.
GUCGACACGCUCCAUAAGUGCAGUACAGACUAGAAGAACUCCAAGGAUCCAUGCAUAAUUUUUGCGAGAGUGAGAGAGGGAGAUGGCGUCCUCCGGAGGAAUUUUCGUCCUUCUCGCUCUGUGCGUCCUCUUCUCCACCGGCUUUACUCAAUCGGAAGCCAGAGAAUUGCGACCCUCCGAUCACGGGCUGCAGUGCCAGGAUCCGCCGCCGGCCGGAGCGAAGCCGUCCCCGGAGAUGGCGUCCUUCUUCGGGGCCUCCCCACCGCCGUCGCCGUCCUCUUCUGACUCGUCCGCAUCGUCGUCUCCGGCGAUGACGAUCCCCACCGCGGCGAACUCAAGCAACAACCCGUGGCUGCGAGGAGGAGGAUACGGCGGCAGCGUGGAAGGGCGAAGAGGGAGGAGAAGUCACGUGAGAGGCGCCCUCUUGGUGGCGAGCAUCGUGUGCGGAAUCACCGGCGUCGCUCUGUUGUUCGCUUCCGGGAUGCUUUGUCUGUUCAAGUUCCGAAAGGACAGGUCUGUGGCGGCAGUGGCAGCUCCACCUCCUUCUUUGCUCCGGCCGCCGCUCCCGCUUCGGCCGCCACUGGCAUCCGGACCGUCGGGAGAUUAUAGGAAGUGACUGGUUCGCGGUUAUCAUUACUGUUGAUGUAGCGUUUUAGUCGAUUCUUGCCAAACGCCAUGAAGAUUAUGGGAAGAAUAUCACAAAAUUAUUCAUUACACCAAAGAAAAAGCAAUGAUUCCAUGAUGACGCAUCUCCCUUUCCUCUGGA